Molecule: messenger RNA, 1221 nt
Organism: Zootermopsis nevadensis
Lineage: Eukaryota; Metazoa; Arthropoda; Insecta; Blattodea; Termopsidae
Source: RefSeq, a predicted model, not a curated record
UCCUGUGCGAAGGUUAUCUCGCGACACAACACAGAACACUCCGUCCCUGUCAGAACAAUCUGACCGCUAUCUUAGGUUAUUUCUCGGACAUCAGUUCAGUUCACUGUUUCGUCCUCUGAGCAUUUGUAAUGCGCGCUAUUAUACAAAUUUCUUUGCUGUUUCGCGGGGUACGUAUUCCGUCCCGUUAGAACUGCCGAGUUCUUGUUCGUGCGAAAGGUGAAUGUUAGCAGAGAGACUGCCCAAGAUCUCCUCGCGCGGUCUUCUAGUACCGCGCAGCGAGUGCCAUUGUCACUAUGGCAAUCCUCCAGUCUUGCUGUUGCUGGCGUUCAGUGCGUACCGGCAGCUACGCCAGUGCCAUCUACACCACGGCUUACUUCAGUGUCACUGUGGUAAUAAUGGCGCACUUCGUUUACUCGGAGCACCUGUACUGGAGCGGAAAUCAGACCCAGCCACUAAGUAACAGCUUUCUGGAACCGGAAGUCAUUUCACCCACCUCCAUGAUAUUCAACGUCGUGUUGCUCUGCUCUUCGGGAUGUGGUGUUUUGUCUUCUCUGCUGCUUAUAUACGGCAUCUAUCGGGACCAACGAGUCUUCCUGGUGCCGUGGAUCCUGACGGUGCUCCUUACCCUGUGUCUGGAUUUGACACACAGCGUCUACAUCUUCGUGCUACACUCGACAAAAUUCAACCCUCUGACAGCCAUUGUAUUCACGCUGGAUUUUUUCCUUCUGUGCCUCAAUGUGUACUCCCUGUUGUGCGUGAUAUCACAGUACCAGGAGUAUAAGGCGGGGCGUGGCACUGCAGAUAAUGACGCCUUCCUUGGAUGUAAGGCCCCACAAGUGAGGUACGCGCCCCGAGCCACUGCCACCAGCUGCCUGAGCACCAGAAGGGCCGCUACGUAUCAUGAGACAACGCAGAGUCCUACGGCCCUCCACUCGACCCUGCUCCUGCCGGAAGACACCAGUCGAUCACAACGCCCCAGCCUCAAGCACGUCCAGUUCCCGGACGACAGCAGGAAGGGCGAGGCGCUGCCGUCGAACCAGACAUCCGAGGUGGAAGCAGACAAUGGCGGUGUAGUUCUGGUUAUCGAGGAACCGUGGUCGACUGCAGAAGGCAAGGCUCCCAGCAUCCGAAGUCCGGGCGUUGACACAGCGCCCCUCAUAGAUUCCGUACCACAAAAUGAAUGCGCUGUGACGUGGAAUAAAUAAAAACAGAUGAAGUGAA